Molecule: messenger RNA, 1714 nt
Organism: Acipenser ruthenus (sterlet)
Lineage: Eukaryota; Metazoa; Chordata; Actinopteri; Acipenseriformes; Acipenseridae
Product: GTP cyclohydrolase 1 feedback regulatory protein-like
Exons: 3
Coding region: 153-413 (86 amino acids)
Biological process (GO): negative regulation of biosynthetic process
Cellular component (GO): nucleus; cytoplasm
Molecular function (GO): GTP cyclohydrolase binding
Source: RefSeq, a predicted model, not a curated record
UGCCACUGACCGAGUGAAUGCAGAGAAGAAAAAUCUCAGGUUCAGAACGGGAACCUGUAUUUAUAUAUGCUUGUGGAUCGGAACUAUUUCCAAACGAAAACCUCGGGGGACAAGAAGAACCAACGCAAAGGGGUAGAAAGUGAAGUGCAAGGAUGCCUUACGUACUCAUCAGCACACAAAUCCGACUGGAGACAGGUCCCACAAUGGUUGGGGAUGAAUAUUCAGAUUCAGCACUAAUGAACUAUUUAGGAGCCAGAAAGACUACAAUGCUAGGGAACAAUUUUUCGGAAUACCAUGUGGACGAGCCACCUCGAUUGAUUCUAAACAAGCUAGAGCAGGCUGGCUAUAGGGUGGUGAGCAUGACUGGGGUGGGCCAGACACUGGUGUGGUGUCUACACAAGGACACCCUAUGAACAACAUGGGGCGCCCUCACAGCCAACAAGAGCAAGGACCACAGAUUCUAAUUAGGAUGUCCUUUUACGUACCUUCAUCUCAAUGUCCCGUAAUAGUGAAGAGAAGCAUGUCUUCAAUUAUAAAUACUUUGUAAAAAGGUAGUACAGUCAUGCUUUCAAACACUUCCCAUGCAACAAAUAGGUCCAAAGAGUUUGAGAUGUUGUGAACUGUACCAUUUUAAUAUGCUCCCUUUGACUUUGUUCAUCCCUAUGAACUGUUAAGCUAUAUAUAUAUAUAUAUAUAUAUAUGUGUGUGUGUGUGUGUGUAUAUACCCAUAUUCCUUCGAAUUUAAGAUGCACUUUUUAACUUAAAUUCUUAAAUUCGAGUACAGUAGUGAUAUUAAAAUUGCUAACAAGACGUGACUACCCGAAUACUCAAACAGCAGCGUGACUGACUGCUGAGAAAAGACGAACCAAAAUGUUACUGCCUGACAUACAGGCAGCCAUUUUCAAAGAAGAGUCAUUAGCUUACGAAGGAAUUCACUGAGGAGCUUUUACAAUUUCAUCGUUUCUAACAAACAGUACCAUCUUGGACAGAUCAGAAAUGCUGAUCAGACUCCCGUAUUUUUUGACAUGCCAAGCAAUACCACAGUUCAUAAAUUGGGAGAAAAACAGGUGUGAGUAAUCACGACUGGAAAUGAGAAGCAGCACAUAACUAAUGCUCUGUGUGACAGCAGAUGGACGCAAACUGCAUCCAUAUGCGUAAUUGAGGUUGUAUCUUGAUAGAUGCAUAUUUAUUUUGUGUUUUAUUUUUUCCUCAAAUUGAGGGUGGGGAUUUUGGGCUGUGUCUUAAAUUCGAAGGAUACACAUACACACACACACACACACACAGUAUGUCUAGGAAAGCCACAUCAAUCCUGUAUGAAAGAUCACUUUACUCAAAACAGCAGUCCAGUGAACUAAUGAAAUAUAUUAGAAUACCUCAGGCCAUUUCUGUUUCUGUUUCAUUGGUUAUCUUUGUUAUUCUGUAAAAAGAGUUAGACUUUGUAGAAGCCAAUUCCUUUGUGCUGCACAUAUGUGUAAUAUGUGAGCUAUAAAACAGAUAAUGGCUUUGUUAUAUGGGCAGGUUUCUGAGUAUGGCACUGCUGUGUAGUAUUGGAUAGUGUUGUACUAUCUAUUUAUUUGCUACUUUUUUAGGACCCAAUUACUGAUUUUUAUAGUAAGGAAACAUGGGAAUACCGUUAUGUAGACUUUAUAUUCAGUGUGUUUACUGUGAAAAACUAACAAAGAAAAUAAAGAAAUGUGCAAUUUGUGGUAAAUAA